This is a messenger RNA of Orbicella faveolata, 4001 nucleotides long. RefSeq names its product putative RNA-binding protein 19. Gene Ontology annotation, molecular function: RNA binding. The record is from RefSeq and is a predicted model, not a curated record. Lineage: Eukaryota; Metazoa; Cnidaria; Anthozoa; Scleractinia; Merulinidae.
AUGAAUUGUUUUUUUUGUGCAAAGUGUGAAAAUUUUGUUGCAGGAGCCACAGAAGCAUGGACUGAAGAUACAAAAAAUGGUGAGGAAAUUGAUGAGGAAGAGACCAAAAUAGCCAAGGAUUCCAAAUUGUCAGAUAUGGAUUAUUUAAAAUCAAAGGUUGUUUCAAGCAAACAGAAGACUGUAAAGACCAAGAAAAGUAAAGGAUCCCAAAAUAAUAAAAUUGAUGAUUCAGAAAAUGAAGAGGAGAGGAAUAGAGAAAGUUUGGAUGAUGAACCUAUGGAUACUAGUGCAAGAGAAAGUGACCAGGACAGUGGUGAUAGUGAUGAUAAUGAUGAGGACGACAUUGAGGAGGGUUAUGAUAAUGGAGACGAUGCUGAUGAAGAUGAUGAUAGUGAUAAUAACACAGACGACAGUCCCAAAGAAUCUUCUGUAUUUGGAACAAUUAAAAUGAGGGGAUUGCCUUUCAAGGCAAAGGAACAACACAUCAAAGACUUCUUUGCACCUCUGAGAAUAGUAGAUAUUAGAAUAAUAAAAAAUGCCAAGGGAAAGCCAGCUGGCUGUGCAUUUGUUGAUUUUGGAAAUGAGAAAGAUAUUAAGGAGGCACUGAAGAGAGAUAGAGAUUGUAUUGAGGGUCGAUAUAUUGAGCUGUUCAGAGACAAAGGAGAACAAUCACUAAAUCAGGAGAUUGACAAAGACAAACCCUGGAUGAAGAAACUUGCUGCACAAGGAGGUGAAGAAGAGUUUGAAAGCAUUGCAGAGGUAAGGGAAAAUGUAGUGUCAGGCAUGUGGUGCGUGCAACAGCUACAUCCAGGAUAAACUUGAUUUCUGCCACUCUUUCCGGUCUGGCUGCGUUCCUCCGUAUCCCUGCCUAAAAUGCGAAAUUGCNCCAUUGGAAUAGGAUUUGUCACUUUUGUCAUGCCUGAACAUGCAGUGAAAGCUUUUAAUGAGCUGGAUGGGAAAAUAUUUCAAGGAAGACUACUCCACAUUUUACCAUCAAAGGCAAAGGAGACUAAGGAUGAAGACACAGAUACAGUGACGUCUUUCAAGUCAAAACGUGACGCCAAGAAGAAAAGUCUCAGCAGCCACGAUCAUAACUGGAACACACUGUUUCUGGGAAUGAACUCUGUGGCUGAUGUCAUGGCUGAUCAGUAUAACACCACUAAAGGCAGCAUUUUAGAUGACGCCUCAUCAAGAAGUCUGGCUGUACGCAUGGCUCUCGGAGAAACACAAGUUGUUACAGAAACAAGGAAGUUUCUUGUGUCUGAAGGAGUUAAGCUUGAUGUUUUUGGGCAGCCGUCAGCUAAGAGGAGUAAAACUGUCAUACUUGUGAAAAACCUUCCAUUUAACACACCAUGUGAGGAGCUCAGGAAUAUCUUUGCACCAUUUGGAAAAGUUACCAGGCUUGUGCUGCCUCCUUCAGGAAUCACGGCUCUUGUGGAGUUCUUUGAACCAAGUCAAGCAAAGAAAGCUUUCCAAAAGUUGGCAUAUAGCAAGUUUAAACACGUCCCUCUGUACUUAGAGUGGGCUCCUCUUGGAGUAUUUUCUGGGAAACCUGAAGAGAAACUUGCAGAAGAAACAUCAGAAACGACAAAGGAGAAUAAGGGCAAGGAAACUCCUGGAGAUAAAGAAUCUGAUGUUCAAGACGAUGAAGGUGGUGAUUCAGAAAAUACUGAAGGCACGAGUCGCGCGUUCGAGUCCCUCUGUAGCAGCACUCAUUUGUACGGGAGAAGACUGGUACUAGAAUGGGCCGAGGACGAAGACAGUGUUGAUGCUCUGAGAAAGAGAACCGCUGAACACUUCCAUGGCACUCCAAAGACCGCAAAGAAGAAGAAAGAUAUUCUGGAUGACCUGCUUGACACAGAAAUACCGGAGUGAUUAUCAUUUAGUGACACAUUCAAGAAGCAAGCCAACAGUAGUGUUACUGCUUCAACAAACAAGGAAAUAAUCACCAUGAUUCACUUGAUUAUCAAUAUUGUUCAGUUCUGCCGACAGUAUCAGAACAUUGUCAUGUGAACAGGUGAUAGGAGAAAGACAAUCGUCAACUCGAAGAUAUUUUCUUGAUGAACCGUUACAUUCUCAGAACUUUCAUAUGAAACAUUGUGUGAGUCUGUAAGAGGAAUUAGCAUCGAAUUUGAGCUUUGCACAAUAUAACUCUUGCGAUAACAUUUUAAUGGGUGUACUUUUAAGUCGGUAUUAUUUUUCACAAGUACUCUUUUUAUUUAUGGUCUUUUUUUGUGCAUAAACUUUCAGUGUGAAAUAAAGUAUGAAUGAAUCAAGGUAUUGGGUUGUUGGUUUUUGAAGUUCAUCCCUUUCACUGUUGAUAUUAUCCUUGGGACGUCAUUUGGUAAGGGAGAAACAACUUGAAAAAGACUGAUCCUUUUCCUGGGACUUGGUGUUAUUUUAAGCACGCUACAACGGAAAGGAAUCUAGUAAAGCCAAAUCCACUUUGCAAAGUAGUUGGAGAGAAUUUGUCUUUCAUUAAUCUUCCACAAAAAAAAAGGGUUGGAUGAAGAGUAGUCUGAAUUGAGUUAUAGCCCCUUUGCAUGGCACUACCUCGCUAAUUGAACUAACUUAGCUGGCCGUGAAACCUUUCCAACUGUGACGCAGCUACUGGCAUCCUCCACCCUAACACAGAGUAGAGUCAUCUGCCAAAUGCAACUCGCCAAGCCUGUUUCUAGUGAUCCACCCCUCUGAUUCGGAGGACAUCCAUCUGGGAUGUACUACAGCCUCUGUCUCAGACCUUCCCAGGGGCAUAUGCAGGAAUGCAACUUCCUCGGUAGUAGCCCCUUAAGCGAGCAUUUCACCCAACCCGGCAUAACUAAUGCUUUACCUCCUUAUUUAUAUCUGUACAAUUUGUCCACGGCUCAAUUGUGGGAUGCAUUUCUUGAUCCCACAGUCCGUUAAUCUGAGUUUUUGUGGGAGUUACUGACUUUUGAUUUUGACAAUUGAACGUUAUACUACUUCUAUGCUAAGUGGCAUCGAUUGGUCCUAAUUAAAGAACAUUCUUUGUUCUACGCAUGCGUAAUAAAGACUGAUUUUAGCGAACAAGAGGUAACUACAAAGGGAACAAUGUUGCUAUUACUCUGACUAUUUUGUUUCUACAAAAUUUUCUUCAUUUACUAAAAAGUUCGCAGUUCUUUACGUUAUUUUUUGUUGUAAUAAUUAUUGUCGGAGUCUAAAUAAAAACGUGUAACACAAGAGUAGAAAAUUGUUAGUACUGUACUUUUUGAUAAAUGGAAGCCCGUUUUCUCAGCAGGCAAGUUAGCGUCGUGAUCCUAUAGACAGAAAGAAGUUUCUUAAAACAAUGAUAACUGUUAAGGUAGAGAAAGACGUUUGUACUAAAAAAAAAAAAAGAUUUACGUUUAUACUUAGAUGCAGGGCUGAUGUUCAUUACUCUAAAUGCAAAAUAAAAGCUGAACAUUAAUGAUUUCUGAAAAGUUAACUUCAAAUUUCCCCCAUCAAGUUAAUACAAUAUAAAGUCGAUAGGUAAUGAGAAUAUGGAAAAUUAUCAACUAAAGGAAAUUUGUCUUGAUUUAUCACCAAAUUCUCAGAACUUAAGUUGAAUAAAUUCAUAUAAUAUUAGUGUGGAGAAUUUAUAUUUACAAAGUCUACUCUUUCCCCUCUGAGGUACUAUAAUGGUGUGAGAGGAGUUUGAAAAGUUACUACGUGUAGAAUUAUUGAAAGCCAUUAAUAAAAGCUUGUGCGCUCAACGAGAAACUGCUUGAGAGAGAACACAAAGAAUUUCACUCAGGCGGUCUUGUCGUCUGAUCUAUUGUUGUGUUGUCUACGACACCUAUAAUUAUCUUUAUCUCCAAACCUCAGACCUGAACAAAAUUAAGCAUGUGGUUACUUAUUGCUGCUCAGCAACUCUCGGGAGGUGUAAAACUGCUGGUGGAAGUGUUUUUUCUUUCUUUCUUUCUUCCACCUUGCUCAGGAAAGUGUCGAAUUUUUCCAUUAUCGCUUCUAUGAUCUAGUUAAGUGAAAACUCGCUUUGAUAACGG